Durio zibethinus is the source of this 1652-nucleotide messenger RNA. Its product is annotated as adenine phosphoribosyltransferase 5-like. The record is from RefSeq and is a predicted model, not a curated record. Gene Ontology annotation, cellular component: cytoplasm; cytosol. Gene Ontology annotation, biological process: adenine salvage. Gene Ontology annotation, molecular function: adenine phosphoribosyltransferase activity. Lineage: Eukaryota; Viridiplantae; Streptophyta; Magnoliopsida; Malvales; Malvaceae.
UAUGACAUAUGAGGCAAUCUCACCAACUUUCAGCAAAUGUGGGUUGACUCUUGACUUUUGACGGAAGGAAACUUAGGGAAUUUAAAAAAAAAAAUUUUAGUGUCAGAACUUGGAGAAGUGAAAGCCAAAAUGGUGGCCGUACUGGCUGGCUGACGCUUCCACUUUCUUAGGUGGCCGACAUGCUCAAAGGGAAGACAAAAAAUGGUAGGACAACGGUUUGUCUAAAAGAUCAAAACUCUUGAUAAUGAUAUCAUGAAAUCGAGUAUUGAAUGUAGCAAAUUUCACAGGUGUUGGUUUGAAAUUGGAGGAGUUAAGUGUGAAAACAGUGGCAAAAAAGGAUACGAAAGUAAACAUGGGAAAAGCAAAUUUAAAAAUUAAGGGUAUAGCACGAGGAACAAUGGCAUGUUGAUGUUAAAGUAUUCAAUGUAGAAUUCAGAAAUGCCAAUUGCAAUGAAUGUGUAAAAUCCAAAGAAAGAAUCCAAAAUGAACAGUUUUUUGGAUUUGGAAUUAAAUGUGAGCAUGAGAUAUGCGUGAUGCGUGUUGCACACUUGCUUGAAGACAGCGUCAUUAGUAACGUUACCUCAGAGCAAUGGUGCUUUGGUCUGUCGAUCAUAAAUAGACACACACACCCACAGAGGCACAGUCGCACAGACGCAGACACUCUCCUUCUCUCUCGUGCAUAAACAAAUAAGGAAGAAGAUUGGAUCUUUUAGUUCAGUUUACGAGGGAAAUCGAAACAAAGAAGAAAUCAAGGAAAAAGCAAAAAAAAAAAAAACAUUCCUUGUUGUUUCAAAAGAGUUGAGCCAUUGAGGAGAUUAGAGAAAGAAAGAAGCAGAAGGAAAACAGAGUUGGAAGAAAGAAUGUUUGCAGCGGAGAACGGACUCAAAGGAGACCCAAGGCUACAAGCCAUAUCUGACGCCAUUAGGGUGGUUCCUCACUUUCCAAAACAAGGGAUUAUGUUCCAAGACAUAACAACGUUGUUGCUGGAUCACAAGGCGUUCAAGGAUACCGUCGACAUCUUCGUCGAUCGCUACAGAGACAUGGAUAUCUCCGUCGUUGCUGGAGUGGAAGCUAGAGGAUUCAUGUUUGGUCCAUCAAUUGCCUUAGCCAUUGGUGCAAAGUUUGUUCCACUUCGAAAACCCAAAAAGUUGCCAGGUGAAGUGAUUGCUGAAGCUUAUGAGCUGGAGUAUGGAAGUGACUGUUUGGAGAUGCACGUUGGUGCUGUUAAGCAAGGGGAACGUGCUAUAGUAAUUGAUGAUUUGGUAGCAACAGGUGGAACUCUGUCUGCAGCCAUAAGACUCUUAGAACGCGUUGGUGCUCAUGUGGUUGAAUGCGCUUGUGUUAUCGGACUCCGCGAGGCCAAGGGACAAUGUAGGCUUAAUGGAAAGCCACUUUAUAUUCUUGUGGAGCCACGCGAAGUAGAUGGCUGUUAUUAAGGUGGUAUUAUUGGUACAUCUUCUAAAGCAAGAAUUGUAUGAUUCUUUUUUUUUUCUUGUGAGAUUUGUGGAUGUUUUUCCUAGGGUUGAAAAUUAUGUUUUCAUCCACAAAUUGUGAACAAAGCACCAAUGAAGAAAUGCUGUUUCUCCAUAUUUUGUUAGUUUCUAUUUAACCAUGAUUCCGAGACUCACAAUAUAUAUGACACACAAACUCUU